UUCUCACUCUCUGUCCACGCACUGCAAGAGUCCAUCGAGGCGUUGAGGGAGCAGCAACAGCUCAAGACGUUAAUCUGCUAUUGAGUCUCAAUAAUAAACAGGUUUUUUUUCUGAAAAAAUGAGGCGACUGUGGAUUAUCGGUCUCCUCUGUACACUAUUGGCUUUCGCAUCCGUGAAAGCUGAUGAUGACGUUGACAUUGACGGCACAGUGGAAGAGGACCUUGGGAAGAGCAGAGAUGGAUCCCGCACAGAUGACGAGGUUGUUCAGAGGGAGGAAGAAGCUAUUCAGCUAGAUGGUUUGAACGCCUCGCAAAUAAAGGAAAUUCGCGAAAAAGCAGAAAAGCAUGUAUUCCAGGCGGAAGUGAACAGGAUGAUGAAACUGAUCAUCAAUUCUCUGUAUAAGAACAAGGAGAUCUUCCUUAGAGAACUGAUCUCUAAUGCUUCCGAUGCCUUGGAUAAGAUCCGGUUGUUGUCCCUGACCAACGAUGAUGCCCUUGCUGGAAAUGAAGAGCUUACUAUUAAAAUCAAGUCCGACAAAGAAAAGAACAUGCUUCACAUCACUGACACUGGUAUCGGCAUGACCAAAGAAGAACUGGUGAAGAACCUUGGUACCAUCGCCAAGUCCGGAACCAGCGAGUUCCUCAACAAGAUGACUGAGAUCCAGGAUGACAGUCAGACCACCUCUGAGCUGAUCGGUCAGUUUGGUGUGGGCUUCUACUCUGCCUUCCUUGUGGCUGAUAAGGUCAUCGUCACCUCCAAGCACAACAACGGCACCCAACACAUCUGGGAAUCGGAUUCCAAUGAGUUCUCCGUCAUCGAGGACCCUCGUGGUGACACUCUGGGCAGAGGCACUACCAUUACGUUGGUGAUGAAAGAGGAAGCUUCUGACUACCUUGAGCUGGAGACUAUUAAGAACCUGGUGAAGAAGUACUCUCAGUUCAUCAACUUCCCCAUCUAUGUAUGGAGCAGCAAGACUGAGACCGUAGAGGAGCCCAUUGAAGAGGAGGAUACAGGGGCAGAGAAGGAAGAGACCACUGAAGAUGAGGCUGAAGUUGAGGAAGAGGAUGAAGACAAAGACAAACCAAAGACUAAGAAGGUGGAGAAGACCGUGUGGGACUGGGAGCUGAUGAAUGACAUUAAACCCAUCUGGCAGAGGCCUGCAAAGGAAGUGGAGGAAGAUGAAUACAAAGCGUUCUACAAGACCUUCUCCAGGGACUCAGAGGAGCCCAUGUCACACAUUCACUUCACCGCUGAAGGCGAGGUCACCUUCAAGUCCAUCCUCUUCAUCCCUUCAGCUGCACCCAGAGGUCUUUUCGACGAGUAUGGGACCAAGAAGAAUGACUUCAUCAAGCUAUUUGUGCGUAGAGUCUUCAUCACCGAUGACUUCCAUGACAUGAUGCCCAAGUACCUCAACUUCAUCAAAGGCGUUGUGGACUCUGAUGAUCUACCUCUGAAUGUGUCCAGAGAGACUUUACAGCAACACAAACUGCUCAAGGUCAUCCGUAAGAAGCUGGUCCGUAAGACCCUGGACAUGAUCAAGAAGAUCGCAGAGGAGCAGUACAAUGACAAAUUCUGGAAGGAGUUCGGCACCAACAUCAAGCUGGGAGUUAUUGAGGAUCACUCAAACAGAACCCGCCUGGCCAAGCUGCUCCGCUUCCAGACCUCCCACAGCGAGACCGUGCUGUCUAGUCUGGAGCAGUAUGUUGAGAGGAUGAAGGAGAAGCAAGACAAGAUCUUCUUCAUGGCUGGAACCACCAGGAAGGAGGCCGAGUCUUCUCCAUUCGUGGAGAGGCUUCUUAAGAAAGGAUAUGAGGUCGUCUACCUGACUGAGCCAGUGGAUGAGUACUGUAUCCAGGCCCUGCCCGAGUUCGACGGCAAACGCUUCCAGAACGUGGCGAAGGAGGGUGUGAAGUUUGACGAGAACGAUAAGGCCAAGGAGAAGAGGGAAGCUUUGGAGAAAGAGUUCGAACCCCUCACCACUUGGAUGAAAGACAAGGCCCUGAAGGACAACAUCGAGAAGGCCAUUUUGUCCCAGAGGCUGACCAACUCUCCAUGCGCUCUGGUUGCCAGUCAGUACGGAUGGUCUGGAAACAUGGAACGGAUCAUGAAAGCCCAGGCUUACCAGACAGGAAAAGACAUUUCCACAAAUUAUUAUGCAAGUCAAAAGAAGACCUUAGAAAUCAACCCCAAACAUCCUCUCAUCAAGGAGAUGUUGAAGAGAGUCAAAGAAGACGCGGAGGAUCAGACCGCUGCGGAUUUAGCUGUAGUGCUCUUUGAGACGGCCACACUGCGAUCCGGCUACCAGCUCUCAGACACCAAAGCAUACGGAGACAGAAUAGAGCGCAUGCUGCGGCUCAGUAUGAACGUAGACCUCGACGCACAGGUUGAGGAGGAGCCAGAGGAUGAACCAGAAGAACAGACAGAGGAAGCUGAGGAUGAGGAGGAGGUCCAGGCAGAUGAGGAGGCAGAAGAAGAAUCAGAUACCACAGGCAAAGAUGAGCUGUAAAGUGUAAAUCUGGGAGGGCCGGGGUGUCGGACUGUGAUGCAGAGUGGAGAUGGCGAUCUCAGCUGGUUGUCUUUUCUCUGUGCGGGUGGGUUUGGGGAUAGGAGCGGUUUUUUUUUUUUUUUUUUUUAAAGGCGCUGCGUUUGUGUUUGAGAUUUCUUUUUUUUACAUUCCUCCAUGAUUGUAAAUUUGUUAAUAUUUAACUGACCCAGUUGUGGAGUGCUGACUCCUGUCCACAGAACUAUUAAAUGUUUCCGAAAAAAGGA
Messenger RNA from Megalobrama amblycephala (Wuchang bream), 2769 nucleotides. It is a transcript of the gene hsp90b1, whose product is annotated as heat shock protein 90, beta (grp94), member 1. The coding region runs from base 119 to 2506 and encodes 795 amino acids. Gene Ontology annotation, biological process: protein folding. NCBI's taxonomy places the organism in Eukaryota, Metazoa, Chordata, Actinopteri, Cypriniformes, Xenocyprididae. The record is from RefSeq and is a predicted model, not a curated record. Gene Ontology annotation, molecular function: ATP-dependent protein folding chaperone; ATP hydrolysis activity; ATP binding. The transcript has 18 exons.